GGUCGCUCGGGAGCUUGUGCAGCUGUGCUCUCGCUCGCUCUAGGUGCACUGCGGCUCAGCGGCUGGCGGCGGCAGCGUGGUGUGGCAGUUCUUGUGAGUCACUAGCGCUGCUCAGCGAGUGUUCAACGACCACUGCGCACGAGUAUCGAGGCUUCGCCGCUUGCUCGAGCUUCGAGUGAUUCCUAGUGUGUCUAUGAACGCUAGCCGCUGCGUUUUGGCGUUGGCGUUGUCGCAAACGGCCCAAAUUCCCGGUAAGAAGGGCAGUGCUCGCCGGCCUGACCACGUCGGGGACUGAACAGGCUCCCCACGCCAUCGACGCGACGGCGUGCGGCUCCGAGGAGGGAGUGCGCUGCCUAGGCCAUUAGGCUGCCCACACCAUCCCACCUGCCGCUAGAGGCGGGGCUCCUCAUUCAUACCAGGGAGGGAGGUUUGCCGACGACAAGCCAGCCGACGCGGGGCAGCCCCAGAGACCAAACGCGACCAUGGCCGAGGUGCGCUGGGACGGCUACGAAGGCAUCUACGCCGACCGCGCGGCGGACCCGCUCUUCAGCCCACGAAUAAUCGGCACGACGGCGGACCCCGACGACCGCGUGAAGGCGCCGCCCGGCUCAUUACCGGCACAGCUCACCGUCGACCCCCUCGCGUUCUACCGCGUCACACCAUCUGUCAAUGAGCCCCGGGAGGACGCCGUCUCCAUUGAUACUCAUAGGAGGGAUGAACUCGUCAACGACCCGGCGUUCUUCCGGCGCGGCAUCUUCGCGAAACGAAGUCCUGUGAAAAAAACACCCGACGCCGCACUGAUGCAGAAAGCCGUGGUCCUCCAGGCGCGCUGGCGCGGCGUGGCCUCCAGGCGCGCACUGGCGAAUGAAGAGGACGCGAGCGUCGACCGGGCAAUCCAAGAGCGCAUUCUGAAGCUCAUGCGUAAUGAUGAAGACGCGAGCACGAAUACGAACCAAACAGUGGAAGCGUUCAUGCGCACGCCGGUGUCGACGUGGGUCGACGACAGCGACGCCGCGACGGUCGAGACGGCGACGGCUCGGACGGCCGAGCCGUCGGUCGACGAUCCGUCGAUCACGACCUCCCGGAAGGGCGAGAUUUUGAGGAGGGCGCUCGUCACGGGUGAACCUAUAAGUUGCGCGGGCCCGGUCCAUCUCAAUCUGGUGAUAGCGUCGGGCAAGCGAAGGGGCCUCGUCGUCGACCAUCGAGGCGGCGACGCGGUCACGCGGGAGUGCUGCUGCUUCCUGCCCUGGGUGCCGUGGCAGCCUUGGCUCCUCUGCGCGUGUUCGGAUGUUGUUAGGGUGGGCGGCACCCGCACCUCAUUCUUGUGCUGUAGCUACUCCGACGUCGUCAAGGCGAAGUACUACCCCUCCUCGAAGGCAAUUAAAAUAGAGGGCUGCCUGAGCUGCUGCGUCCCGCACCCGUUCGGCCAGCACCUCCACGUGCCCCGGGGCAUUUAUGGAGUGGACGCGCCGGUGGCGUCCUUUGGGUGCCUGUGCCCCGUGUUUAGGGGGAGGGAGCGCUUCGAUCUUUAUGAUGACGGCACGAUCCGGCCGGCGCCGCGGCCGGAUCUGGUCGUGGGGCGGCGGCACGUCGUCCGCGACAAUAGAUUAUGUCUGGUACGGCAUUCAGACGUCCACCGGCGCCUGGUCUUCAGCGACGUCCUGCGCCAGGCGAAGGCGGGAGGCGGGAAGUGCGUCUGCCCGCGGUGUCGUCGCAAGUGGUGCGGCUGCUGCCGGCGGUCUUCGUCGAAGCCCGUCGAGCCGGUGCGUGUCAGAUUAAAACCUCUGGACGGCGUCUGCCGCUGCCACAAGGCCGCGCAGCGGUCACGUAUGUGCCGGCGCGAUGGCACGUGCGCGAUCUGCGGCCGGCGGCGCGGCGCGAAUAAAGUGAAGGCACCGACGGCGACGACGGCGGGCCAGGACACCUCCAUCACCCCCGCAGAGCGUCAAAAAAUAGAGCAGCAGAAGGAACGGGCCGCGCAGCUCGCGCGCCAGGAGGAGGCCCAGAUCGACGCGUUCGUCCUUGGUGUUUUAGGGGAGAAGCGAGGUGCGGCGGCGCUGCGGCGAGAGAAGCUCAAGCCGAAGAACGAGGGGCUCCAGGGCAAGACGCCGGAGGCCGGUUGUGUCGUAAUGUGAUUUUUGUCUA
Messenger RNA from Pelagomonas calceolata, 2145 nucleotides. The record is from the annotation of a GenBank genome assembly. NCBI's taxonomy places the organism in Eukaryota, Pelagophyceae, Pelagomonadales, Pelagomonadaceae.